Messenger RNA from Ylistrum balloti, 1155 nucleotides. Its product is annotated as trichohyalin-like. The coding region runs from base 1 to 1155 and encodes 384 amino acids. The transcript has a single exon. The record is from RefSeq and is a predicted model, not a curated record. Lineage: Eukaryota; Metazoa; Mollusca; Bivalvia; Pectinida; Pectinidae.
AUGACUAAUGACAAGGACCAGAGGGAACAUUGGGAUGAACACAUAAAUCGUAACAAGGACCAGAGGGAACAUUGGGAUGAACACAUAAAUCGUAACAAGGACCAGAGGGAACAUUGGAAUGAACACAUAAAUCGUGACAAGGACCAGAGGGAACAUUUGGAUGAACACAUAAAUCGUGACAAGGACCAGAGGGAACAUUGGGAUGAACACAUAAAUCGUAACAAGGACCAGAGGGAACAUUGGGAUGAACACAUAAAUCGUAACAAGGACCAGAGGGAACAUUGGAAUGAACACAUAAAUCGUGACAAGGACCAGAGGGAACAUUGGGAUGAACACAUGAAUCGUGACAGGGACCAGAGGGAACAUUGGGAUGAACACAUAAAUCGUGACAGAGAACAGAGAGAACAUUGGGAUGAACACAUGAAUCGUGACAGGGAACAGAGAGAACAUUGGGAUGAACACAUGAAUCGUGACAGGGAACAGAGAGAACAUUGGGAUGAACACAUGAAUCGUGACAGGGAACAGAGAGAACAUUGGGAUGAACACAUGAAUCGUGACAGGGAACAGAGAGAACAUUGGGAUGAACACAUGAAUCGUGACAGGGAACAGAGAGAACAUUGGGAUGAACACAUGAAUCGUGACAGGGAACAGAGGGAGGAACAUUGUGGUGAACACAUAAGUAGUGACAGGGAACAGAGGGAACAUUGGGAUGAACACGUAAAUCGUGACAGGGAACAGAGGGAACAUUGGGAUGAACACAUAAAUCGUAACAAGGACCAGAGGGAACAUUGGAAUGAACACAUAAAUCGUGACAGGGAACAGAGGGAACAUUGGGAUGAACACAUGAAUCGUGACAGGGACCAGAGGGAACAUUGGGAUGAACACAUAAAUCGUGACAGAGAACAGAGAGAACAUUGGGAUGAACACAUGAAUCGUGACAGGGAACAGAGGGAACAUUGGGAUGAACACAUGAAUCGUGACAGGGAACAGAGAGAACAUUGGGAUGAACACAUGAAUCGUGACAGGGAACAGAGAGAACAUUGGGAUGAACACAUGAAUCGUGACAGGGAACAGAGGGAACAUUGGGAUGAACACAUGAAUCGUGACAGGGAACAGAGAGAACAUUGGGAUGAACACAUGAAUCGUGACACGUGA